This is a messenger RNA of Fopius arisanus, 6315 nucleotides long. RefSeq lists its product as uncharacterized. Lineage: Eukaryota; Metazoa; Arthropoda; Insecta; Hymenoptera; Braconidae. The transcript has 15 exons. The record is from RefSeq and is a predicted model, not a curated record. The coding region runs from base 639 to 5567 and encodes 1642 amino acids. Gene Ontology annotation, cellular component: cytoskeleton.
GACUCGUAACUCGUUGCAUAUUUUCGUCUCGUGUUAAAUAAAUCUCCACGACUCGUGGUUCACCCAGCCGCGACAAAAUAAUCCACACCAAUUGACUCAUUGAAUAACCCGUAUUACGUGUAAAUUGCAUCAACAGAUUGACAAUCAUCGCCUACCAUACAGCCCCGACUUGACAGUUUAUUAUCAUUUUUUUUUAACGGACAAUAUUGCCAGAAAUAUGUCGUUUUUUUCCUCUUUAAGUGGAUGAAAUAAAAAAAAAACAACGAAUGGGAGCAACGAUCGUGUGUGUAAUACCAGGCAUGGAGUGGACUCAGUGUUGUAGUGAUAGUUUUAAAUUAUUUGGAGCUCUUGUCACACUUCCUGAAUUUACAGGUUUCAGGUCGCAACGGUGUGCCUAUAUCGACGAGAAUGGCUGGUUGGUAGAGCGUCCAAUCUGAAUCCCAGCAAUAUCUCCGAGGAAAAUGGGGUCGACCCAGCGUAAAUCCGCAAUAAGGGCAUCAGUAUUGAGGAUUCUGACGGGAGCAUCAGUCGAUACCCCGUGACUCAUCAAACUCAUCUCUUCCAAAUCCCAGCGCUUCCCUCAAUGAGUAAACUUCGAUAACUCCCAAAAGAAUGCCAUCUACACUACUGGGAGGGUGAUGGAUAAUAGACGCAUUUCGCCGAUUGGACGCCGCCUGGCCAGUGCGCUGGACCCAGUAGCCCGUUUCACAGCGGAUUUUAGCUCACUUUCAGCGCCAUGCAGCCCACAACUGGGAAUGUCCUCCCGGAAUCCAACGGGCGAGUCCUUAUCAGCCCAAGAGAGCCCUCGAUUAUUACCAAGACAUCGAGGUGGAUGUCCAAGACAACCUCCUGUACCACCACCAAGACCACAACGCAACGAUUCACCAGUUCACACCCGAGGUUUGACCUCAACAUACGCCAAUAUACCAUGUGACAAUUCUCACAUCAGCCGACGGGACAAGCCCUUCACAGACAGUGUGAAAAGUAAUAUCGGUUACGUAGAGCUCAGGGACAAAGGUGUCAAUGAUAAAGGAAACAAUUGCCGGGGACCAGUGCCAUUCACAUUCACUUCGGACUCAAGUGGUAGAGUUGAAUACGCUGACAAGAGAUUUUAUGCACCAAGAGCUGAUGAUUUCACGGCCUACGCUAAUUUUGAUAAUGAGACCCAUUCAGAGAGCUCAUCACCAAUAUUCGAUGCUGGACAGUCGACAAUGGUGUCCAAUGUCGACAAAAUACUCUCAUCAUUUACCAGCAACAAACAGCCAUUUCGUAGGGGCUCAAUCGAGCGUGACAUGACAUACGCCUCGUCGUUAUCAGCUGCAACAUCUACCAGCGACGACCAGAGGGAGCGUUUUGACCGUCCAACUGCGUACUCCUCAUCCAAGAGCUUUGACGCCGGUUACUCAGCCACAGUUGAGGAGCUCAAUUGGCAAGAGAGGUGUCUCGAGCUUCAGCUUGAAUUACAUCGGAGCAGGAGCCAAGCUACGAGAGUACGAGAUAUGCUCAGGGAAAAGCUUACCGAGCUCGAGCAGAGGGUUCUCGAUGCCGAGGGCCGAGCAGACGAGGCUGAGGACAAGGUACGGAUGAUGGAGGAACGGCUGGUGAAGGGUGAAUACAGCCUGAGCACAUCUGGAGUAGGUUCCCCGGCACAUUCGUUGGCAUCCACCUCCGGUACCCAGAAUGAUAAAAUUGAGGAUGUGCAUUGUGCCUGCAUAUCGAAAUUAGAAACACAAGUGGAGGAACAGAGACAACUGCGACUUCAUGAUGCGAGACAAGUCGAGGCAAAGGCAGCACGAAUAAAGGAGUGGGUUACGAACAAACUACGUGAGCUUGAACAGCAGAAUCAACAUUUGCGGGAGCAAAAUAACAAGUGCAAUCAGCAACUGGAGCUUCUGCGUAAUCACAUUACAAACAUUGGUCUCCGGUCUCUGGUACGGCCAUUGAUACCAACAGCAAGAGCAUCUCUCUCAUUGGAGGUCGAUCCAACAGUACGUCGACGCUCUGAGAGUCUCGAGGGGACCCCCCAGACGGUUCCAGAGAACGUUAAUCAAACUACUGUCAGUGAUUUGCCACCAAUUGGAUCACGGCACAGGAGACACCUGUCAGCCUGUGGAACCAUUCAGCAGGGCAUUAUUACAACCAACAUGGAAUCUAGUCUGUUGUCGGAGGAGUUGGCAGCGGCUGUGGAGAAUCUCGUGAUGCUGCCCAGUAUACCGGGGGUGUCGGAGGCAAAUCGUGACAGCGGAAGUUCGGAGACAUUGCAUGAUUAUGCGGAGAUUUAUACACCUAGCAGGGAAGGAAUGAAUUGGGCUGGACAACCGUCAUCAUCAGCUCCCAGGCCGCCUACACCUCCUCUUCACAGAUUUCCCAGUUGGGAGGCUAAAAUUUAUCAGGUGGCAGAUGGAGGUUUGGGUAUUGGCCCCCCAACAAACGACGAUGCCUCAGUGGCCCCUUCAUCGACCACCAAUACAAAUUCCUCGAAACAUUCUCACGCAACUGGUCACAAUCUAACCGCACACAAUUCCCAAGGCUACUGUGAUAUAUCUGUACCAGUCUACGCCACUGUGAAGGGUCGUGCAAGCCAGAUAAGAUCAAUGCCCUUUGGUGACAGUUCAGACGACAGUUCAGACGGUGAAGAUCAUCCAAAUCAAACCGAAACCAACACGAGGAUAACAAACAGUUCCUCCGACAACACUGAUUCGUCCCUAGGAAGUGGUAGUAGCCCCUCUAAAAGCAUAAAAACCACCAGCAGCUUGAGUCCAGCCAAGAGAAGCUCCAGUGGUUCUCCGAGUAAAAGUGUUAAACGUGAUACUUCUCUUGAAUCCGGCUUGUCGGAGGACUAUGCUAUUCCCCCAGACGCACUCAGCUCUACUUCCCUGGAGUCCAGUAUGCCGAGUUUGCUUAUGAGAGUCGCAGGCGAGAGCCCAAAGAGACUAGAAUCUCUUGAGAAGACAGGGCACUUAGCAAAACUGGGGGGUAAGCUGAAAACUUGGAGAAAGAGGUGGUUCGUUUUGAAAAACGGUGUGUUGGUUUACUGGAAGAGUCAGAAUGACGUGAAUAGAAAGCCCCAGGGCCAGAUUCUCCUCGACGAAGUUUGCAGGAUAAACAGGGCUGAGGGUGCAGCUACUUUUGAGAUAGCAACGGGAAAGAAAACCUACUACUUGACAGCUGACUGCAUAGCAACCAUGGAGGACUGGAUACGAGUUCUGCAGAAUGUUCAGAGGCGAAAUGCCACUAAAUUGCUGCUGAGUAGAGAGGACAAUAAGCCGACGAUUCAGGGAUGGCUGACUAAAGUGAAGAAUGGGCAUGCCAAAAAGUGCUGGUGUGUUCUAAUUGGCAAGAUGUUUCUCUAUUUCAAAUGUCCCAGUGAUACUAAUCCAAUUGGCCAGAUCAACAUGAGGGAUGCUAGGGUGGAGGAGGUGGAACAUGUCUCGGACAGUGACAGCGAGGAAAGGGAUGCGGAGUGCCCACAUGAGAGGACCAUUGGCAUUUUUCCAACUCAUCAAGGUCCAACUUACUUGCUGAUGCCUCAAAAACAGGAGAAGGACAAUUGGCUUUACCAUUUGACUGUCGUCUCAGGGGGUGGACCCAAUGCUGGGACACAGUAUGAACAGCUCGUUCAGAGGCUCAUGGAGACUGAUGGCGAUCCCAGCUGUGUUCUCUGGAGGCAUCCACUUCUGUUGCAUACUAAGGAAAACAUUACUAGUCCCCUCACAAGUCUCACUUCUGAGGCGUUGCAGUCUGAAGCCAUUAAGUUAUUUAAGGCGUGUCAGCUAUUCAUGUCUGUAGCUGUUGAACAAGCUGGUAUCGAUUAUCACGUUGUACUUGCCCAAAAUGCUCUACAGCAGUGUCUCGAUCAACCUGAAUUGCAAUCUGAGUUCAUUUGUGCACUUGUCAAACAGACGAGUCGUCAUACCCAGCAACGUUUAGGCGUACAGGUAAAAAAGGCCGCCAGAAUUGUCUCGCUGGGUACUGCGCGUGUUUGCACGGACUCAGUAGUACGCCAGCAUACCAUAUUGCAGCAACUCCUCCUCUGUGCGACCCAAUCGCUCUUCACCUGCGAUACGCAAAGCCCCACGUCAAAUGGCGCUGGUGAAAAUGCGGAUGCACAGUCAACGGCAUCAACAUCUCACAGUCCUACGCUCACGCAGGGCCACUCCACCUCGAACAUCCUCGAUUGCAAGACAAAUCCCGCCCAGUAUGUCUUGGUCCAGGGAUGGCAGCUCCUGGCGCUCGCCGUUUCGCUGUUUCUACCCAGGAAUAAUCGAUUACUUUGGUACCUGAAGCUUCAUCUCCAAAGAAAUGCAGAUUCCAAAACGGAAUGUGGGAAGUACGCAGCUUAUUGCGAGCGAGCGUUGGAGAGAACUUUGCAAAACGGUGGAAGGGAGGUAAAACCAUCGAGAAUGGAGGUCUUGUCAAUUCUUUUGAAGAACCCGUACCACCACUCCCUUCCCCACGCAAUUCCGGUGCACUUUCUCAAUGGAACGUAUCAAGUGGUGAGUUUCGACGGUAGCACCACCAUCGAGGAAUUCCUCCACACGUUGAACCAGGAGAUUGGCUGUCGAGACGUGCACCAAUCUGGUUUCACUCUAUUCAGUGACGAUCCCAUUGAAAAAGACCUAGAGCACUUCAUAGACCUUCAGGCGAAGCUCUGCGACAUCAUAUCUAAGUGGGAGACAGCACUGAGGGAGAAGGGCUCUGGAAAAUUCGAGAAUACGAGGGUCAUACAGCUGACGUACAAGUCGAGAUGCUACUGGAAGGCUGCAGCCAAAAUGGAGACGGAUCGUGAGAGACUCCUUCUAUGCUAUCAGGUCAAUCAGCAAGUGGUGCAGGGAAAAUUUCCCCUGAAUCGCGAGCUGGCGUUCGAACUGGCUUCCCUGAUGGCACAGAUUGAUUUCGGCGAAUACAACAAUGAUAAAGCACGAGGCAGUGGACAGGGCAGCAAUCCCAAUCAUCUGGUGUUGCAGGCACUCGAUAAAUUCUACCCGGUCAGAUAUCGAUCUAAUAUCACACCCGAUCAGCUGAGGGAGUUGCAGGAAAAAUUACAGGAGAAGUGGGUGGGACUCAAGGGGAGGAGUGUCCUUGAUUGCGUGAGGAUUUAUUUGACAUGCACGAGGAAGUGGCCGUUCUUCGGAGCUACUCUCUAUCAAGCUAAACUCAAGCAGUCUGAAUCAAUCACUCUCUGGAUCGCCGUAUCCGAGGACAGCGUGACUCUCCUCGAACUGCAGACAAUGGCAGUGAUGUAUCGAUACAAUUACGCCAAUAUUGUGACCUUCGGCGGAUGCCUGGAUGACUUCAUGCUAGUUGCUUGCCCGGACGAGGGUGCGGCCGAACAAAAAUUAUUAUUCGCACUUAGUAAACCCAAAAUACUUGAGAUAACGCUUUUGAUAGCUGACUACAUGAAUGCCUUGGGUCACGCCUUACCUGGAACCCCUCAGAUGAAUACUCUCACGCGAAAUGGAUCCCACAGAUCUGUAAAAUCCACCAUGAGACCUACUACUGGUUCCAGUUGUCUUCCAACGCAACCUGAUAUUCUAAAAUCAACACCAGACCACCAGAGGCCAUGAACUUUGUUUUCUCGUGUUAACUCUCUGAAGAACACGAUAUAAACAACGAACAAAAACAAUUACUCAACAUGGCACUAAUUCAGUGAUACGAAUAAAGGUACUAAGAAUAGGGAUUCAACGCGAUGGGAAACACUGCCUAAUAAAUAAGUAGUAGACCUCUGGCAAAAGCAGAUAGUAGGAAUGAUAAAAAAUUGCAACAAAGAAGAUUCUUGCUGCUAUCGCAUGUAAAUAUUUCAUUGACGUCGUGAAAAGAAUCAUAAUCCAUCGUGCAGUAUUUAAAACAAAUAUAACGCGGAUAUUUAGGUUUUAAUUAUCGGAUGUAAAUAAUUGACUGUCGUAUUAAUGGGUGUGUAGAGGGUGGGAUAAUAGGUCGAGGGGAGGAUGCAGGACAUUCGUAUAAUGGUUUUCUUGCCGAGUAUCAAUGCAAUACCACUCGAUUUUAUCAUUAUUUCGAGUAAGAGGAAACAAAUUGAGGGUGGAAUACCUUGGUAUCCACCCCUAAUUGGUAUCGAUAUCUUCUCUACAUUUUCUUGGGAUUAAUUUUCUUUAGAGUUUCAUGAAAAUCAUCUGUUAUUCUCUUUUCUUCAUAUCAAGAAUAGAAUUAAUGAAUUCCUGUUAUUUAACGAUAUUUAAUCCCAAAAAAACAUUCGAUGUUGUGUAACGACAUUUGAAUUAAAAAAACGUAGAAUUGUUUUCUGAACACGCAGAGAGGAUACACAAAGUGCUCGAGAUACUUCGCGGAAAUAAA